CAGGCCACGCGUGUUUCCAUCACCAUGGUGCAUAGGCUGAAGAUAACGGGCCGACUGUUAGCCGAGCCGUUCGCAAUACGUCUUCCCACUGUUAGCCCUGCAGUUCGGCUCACUAUUUCGGAGGAAGUAAAUAUGCAAAUAUUCUGAAGGUGUAACGCUAGAAAUGCCGAAUUCGGCGUUGUCGAAUAGAGACAAAAGGGCAGGUCUGUAAUAAUUCAAAAACAAGGGGCACUUUGUGAAACAGACACAGUCGGAGGAAUAUCCUUCGAAAUGUGUCGGAGGAAAUCUUUUUUCCCAUACAUAAUACAAACAAAAACAGCCUCAUCAAAAGGUCCGAAACACAGACCGACCGGCCUACGCACGCUGUGAACCUCCCCAAUCAAUCAAUGCUGCCAUGGAAAUCGAGCAAAAAUUGAAAACGUCCGCCGUUUCCGCCCCCAAAUCACGACGAUGACCCAAUCCAGCGAUCCCCACUAACAGCCAAAACCCCCGAAUCGAAUCGAUCAGCUCAGCCAUUUCCUCCUCCUCCUCCUUCUUCGUCACCUUCUCGAAGAAGAAGCUGAAACCGUUGGCAUAUGGAGAAGGAGCCGCUGCUGCCUCAAUACUCGAGCCCCAAGAGGAGACCUUCCCUGUCCUCCCUCCCGGAGGACGACGAGAUCUCAAUCCCCGUCCCUCUCACCCCCGUGGAGCUUAAGGACCGCCUCAUCUUCGGCCCUCCCCCCUCCUCCGAUGAUGCCGCCUCCCACAUCCUCGACGCCAUAUCCAACUCCGCCCCCGCCCCCGCCUCCCCCUCCCUCUCCCCUCUCGACCCUUUCCCCGACCACCACCACCACCUCCUCCUCCGCCCCCCGUCCACCCCCCACUACCCCGCCAGACCCCUCUUCCACCGCAGCAAGACCGCCCCCGCUAUGGCCGUCAUCAACGACCUCGCCCUCUCCCGCCUCCCCGCCGACCCCAAGCCCCAGUCCGCCUCCCAGUCCAUAAUCCGCCACGCCGUUAUCUUCCUAAUCUUGUACCUCUCUCUCGGCGUCGUCAGCUAUUGGUUCCAGCGGGAGAGCUUCUCCGCCUCGGAGACCCACCCCGUCGUCGACGCCCUCUACUUCUGCAUCGUCACCAUGUGCACCAUCGGCUACGGCGACAUCACCCCCAACAGCCCCACCACGAAGCUCUUCUCCAUCAUGUUCGUCCUCGUCGGGUUCGGGUUCAUCGACAUCCUCCUCAGCGGGAUGGUCAGCUACGUCCUCGACCUGCAGGAGAACUACUUCCUCCGGGCCGUGAAGCAGAAGGGCGAGAACUACAUGGACGCCAAGUCUGGGGCCGGGCCCGGGUCCUACUUCAUCGACGUGAAGAAGGGCAGGAUGAGGAUACGGAUGAAGGUCGGGCUGGCCCUCGGGGUCGUGGUGCUGUGCAUUGGGAUCGGCGCCGGGGUCAUGCACUUCGUCGAGAGGCUGGGGUGGCUGGACUCCCUGUACCUGUCGGUUAUGUCGGUCACGACAGUCGGGUACGGGGACCGGGCUUUCAGUACCUUCUCGGGGAGAAUCUUCGCCUCAGUUUGGUUGCUGGUCUCGACCCUCGCGGUUGCUCGGGCCUUCCUGUACUUGGCCGAGGCGAGGGUCGAUAAGAGGCAGAGGAGGAUGACAAAGUGGGUCCUGGGGCACGACAUGACCGUGGCCGAUUUCCUUGCUGCCGAUAUCGAUAACAACGGCUUCGUGAGUAAAUCUGAGUAUGUCAUCUACAAGCUUAAAGAGAUGGGGAAGGUGUCUGAGACGGACAUCAUACGGAUCUGCAACACUUUUGAUAGGCUCGACACCGGCAACUGCGGGAAGAUUAGCCUCGCCGAUCUCAUGGAAAAUCGUCACUGAUGCUGACCACAAUUUUGCUGACAGAGCUCCCAUUAUUCAACUGCAAAACGAGGCAAGAGAAAUUUAUUUUACUGUUUUUUCUUGCAUAUGAGUUAAGAGCGGAAGAAUACGAAGCCGGGUCAUGGCAUACGGGAAUAUCAUGACGAGCUGCUUUUGAAAUAAGGCACUGACCUUUGAGCUGAGCUGUGCCGACUCAUUCGAUUGUACAUGUUGGGAUAUCUUCUGCAGGAAGGAUCGGCAUCGGCUUUUCCUCAACUUCACAUAAAUCGGUCAUAAGUAGGAAAUAAUUUUGGUGGAGAGUGUAGGUUAGAUAUCGAUUUAAGUCUGUACAGUACUGUUUGAUUCAUUCUUUGCAGGAGCAAACAUUGGAAUAAAAGGAUUUCGAUGGUCCAACGGAAACCCGUACCUUUAGCUACUCUCGUCUGUGAUCUCGUGUAUGGGCUUCAUGGAACCUUUGGAUGGUGUCUGGCCAUCUGCCUUUCAAAUGAUGAUGGCUUUGGUAACUAGGCAGAGAGGAGCUCGAUUGUUUACAACUCGAAAGCAUUCGGGAUCGGAUUUACUGGUUUCUGAGGAAACCCAAGUGAAGUCACACCGUCCGGUUGAUUUGGGGCGAGCAAGACAGAUUCACAAACUGCAGGGACCAUUUCGAGACAACUUAAACUAUGAAAGUGGCCUUAUUAGGUUGCCAACUAACUACGGGGAGUAAAUGGAAAUUGAACCCACACUGACCAAUUAUUUUAUUUUAUUAUCAGUUGACCAAUUUUUUUUUUAUCAGAUCCAACUAAUUUUAUAAUUUUACUUAAGUUUAUAUGGCACUGGUCAGGUCUGAUUUGACCACCCCCUUCAGUUCA
Messenger RNA from Punica granatum (pomegranate), 2713 nucleotides. The record is from RefSeq and is a predicted model, not a curated record. Lineage: Eukaryota; Viridiplantae; Streptophyta; Magnoliopsida; Myrtales; Lythraceae.